This is a messenger RNA of Coccidioides immitis RS, 1689 nucleotides long. RefSeq lists its product as uncharacterized. Lineage: Eukaryota; Fungi; Ascomycota; Eurotiomycetes; Onygenales; Onygenaceae. The record is from RefSeq and is a predicted model, not a curated record. The transcript is spliced from 2 exons. The coding region runs from base 533 to 1012 and encodes 159 amino acids.
UUUUUUUUCCUUUUCUUCAUCGGAUAUCCCAUCUAUAGUUGUUAUUUCUUUAAACAUCUCUGCAUUCUCAACCAGCGUCCCCCCUGCACUGCUCGUUGGUCUUUAGACAUUCAAGUAAUACUAAUCCUAAUCUGACAGCCCCCCCAAGAACCCUCUCUGGGGUUUACCUAUCUCCGGUCAAUUCCGCCGCGCGGCAAGUCCCAUCAGGUCGUUGCUCCUCCAGAAUUCAAAAGGGCCAUUUUGACGUCAACCUCGUUGCUGUCGAGCGUGUCGAUUUCAACACCAGGGGUGCGCAUCGUCAAUCCCUGGGGACCCCACCACCCGUUCCGCCUGUUUCCUAUAGACCACUCUAUAGGCGACUCGUCCUCUCUUGUGUCGUUUCGCAAUCGACCUGACGGGUAGCUUUCCUCGUACAAAAGUCCACGGCAAGGUUCCCGCACGCGUCGCACUUGGCGAGCAUAGACAGGCCUCAUUGCACCUUCUGCUAUAGAGAACACCGCGUACAGACCCCUCCCUCCAGGCCGCGCCCAACAUGGCAACGGAAGUGCAAUCGCUGUGUGUUUCCACCACCUCCACCCAUGUCAAGCCUCAACCUCCAGCCUUUGUCGAUGACCUCUUCACGCACUAUUCGUCGAUGGCUGCUGCAAAGGUAUCCCCUUCGCCUUCCGGACACACUGUAGGAGCCGCUGCCGCCACCUACCCCCGCCCUAAUCUCCUAAAACGGGGAGUCGACCGGCUUCGUCUAGAAUAUUACCGCUAUGAGGUCACCCUCGGCGUCUAUGUCAUGACGCCCGGCGAGAAACUCAUCUUCAACUCCUUCAUCCUGGUCGUCCUAUCGCUCAUGGUCUGGGCUCUCUUCCUGUACUUUCCUUCGUUGCUAUAUCAGAAGCUCAGCCGACUGGACUGGCUCCUGACUGGCCGAGAUGGACCCAGUCCUAAUGUCACAUUCUCGUUGUCGAAUGGGAACGACAUGUUGGUUUCCUCUUUCCAGAUACCGCCGUUCCGCUCAUAAAUACCAGGGAGCCAAGCGAGGGGCUUUGGGGGAGAAUGACGACGACGACAACGAAUGGGUUUAGGUGUUGUAUGCGUUCUUUUGGAGUUUCAAAAAUGGCCUGAAAAAGAAGGAGAUACCCCUCUAAUGAUGUUUUAGGUGUCCUUGUUUAUAUUGGGAAUUGGACACGCCCGCGGGGGGGGCGGGAUUUUUGGAUUGUCAGCCUCAUCGUUCUAAACCCAAUCUGGAUUCUGUCACGGUGUGAUAAUGCUCGAUUGAAGCAGGCGAAGUCUUGGGAUGGGUUCGCUCGGCGAAGUAAUGAACUGGAAUCACGAUUAAUGUCUUAAUGAAGGUGGAGUGAAAUAAAAAAAAGAAAAACGAGAGAAUUUUGAUCAGGAUCAUACCAUGAUCCAACUGUGGACCACACAAUGGCUUGCGCAUGACGAUUCUCCGGCAAUCGUCUGGCAACAGGAUUUUUCGAACCACCUUCCAUGCGGCCACUGAAAAGUUGUCAAAUCGGUUCCGUCGUGCCAGCGCAAACAUCAUGGAUUCUCUAGUGGCAUUUCUGAGGAAAAAAAGAACGACGUCCCCUUGUUUUUUCCUAUUUUUAUUUUUAUUUUUAUUUUUAUUUUUAUUUUUAUUUUUAUUUUUUGAUUCUGGAAAUGUAGAUAUCACCCGCGUACAAACAACAUCGAUCC